UUUGCACAGACUAGUAGGACAUCCGAAAGUUCGCUCUCGUAGGCAAAAAGUAGAAGUUGCCAAGCAAGUGUUGGAGAUCAGUGUGUUGCCUGGCUGUUGGGGUUAAGUACUGUGAGCACAAAGAUGCUAAGCGGCCCCAUUUUCAUUGUAGUUUUUAUUAUUAUUUCCAGUUCAGGGUCUCGGUUUCCUGUGCGGCUUGUUUGUAGCUACUAAAGAUGGCCGGUGAUGGAGGCGCAUUGAAGGAUAUCAAUGAGAUUAAAUCCCAGUUCCGGACAAGGGAGGGUUUUUACAAACUGAUAACCCUUUCGGAUUCGCAACAGCGGGGCGGGGUACCCCGGGGACCCUCCACAAACGCAGCCGUGGGUCCUGGGGCAGGACCUGGUUCGAUUCCCGGAGGUGGCGGAGCAGCUCCGAUUCUGGGGCCCGGAGCAGCCUCCACUGCCGCAGCCGCCUCCUCUUCCCAGACCGGCUUCUUGCCCCCUGUCCGGAUCUCUAUGGUAAAACUUAAGCCUGAAGACCCAAGCGAGGAAUCGGAGCGAGUGUGUUUCAAUAUCGGCAGGGAACUUUAUUUCUAUACCUACACCAACAUCAAGAAGGCCCUGGACCUCAGCAAACCGAUCGACAAGCGUAUUUACAAAGGCACCCAGCCCACCUGCCACGACUUCAACCAGUACUCGGCCACGGCCGACAGUGUCUCGCUCAUCGUUGGCUUCUCCGCCGGACAGGUGCAGUACCUGGACCCCAUCAAGAAAGAGACCAGCAAGCUCUUCAACGAGGAGAGGUUGAUAGACAAGUCCAAGGUGACCUGCCUCAAGUGGCUUCCUAAGUCAGAGAACCUGUUCCUGGCAUCGCAUGGCAGUGGACACCUCUACCUGUACAACGUGGAGCACACCUGCGGCACAACGGCACCGCAGUACUCUCUGCUCCGCCAGGGUGAGGGCUUCGCCGUCUACGCCUGCAAGACCAAGACGCCCCGCAACCCGCUGCUGCGCUGGACUGUGGGCGAGGGUGGGCUCAACGAGUUCGCCUUCUCGCCCGAUGGCACGCACCUGGCCUGCGUGGGCCAGGACGGCUGCCUGCGUGUCUUCCACUUCGACUCCAUGGAGCUGCAGGGCGUGAUGAAGAGCUACUUCGGUGGCCUGCUCUGUGUCUCCUGGAGCCCCGAUGGCAAGUACCUGGCCACAGGCGGUGAGGACGACCUGGUGACCGUGUGGUCCUUCUCGGAGAGCCGGGUCAUCGCCCGGGGGCACGGGCACAAGUCGUGGGUGAACGUGGUGGCCUUUGACCCCUUCACCACCAGCCUGGAGGACGAGGAGCCCAUGGAGCUGAGCGGCAGUGAGGAGGACCUGCAGGAGGCGCUGCACUUUGGCCGGGUGCGCACCAGCAGCACCCUGUCGCGCCUGUCCCGGCACAGCUCCAAGGGCGGGGCACCCUCCGUCACCUACCGGUUUGGCUCGGUGGGGCAGGACACCCAGUUCUGCCUGUGGGACCUGACGGACGACGUGCUGUACCCCCGGCUGCCCCUCUCCCGCGCCCGCACCCUCACCAACACCCUCAUCCCGCCCUCGGGCAGCGGGGCCAGCAACCUGGGGGGCGUGGCCACAGAGGGCUCUGCCUCUGGCCACGGCUGCCACCACGCCCAUCCAGCCCAGCCACCACCCCUGCCCCGGUCCCUGUCUCGGUCCAACUCCCUCCCCCACCCUGCCGUGGCCAACGCCUCCAAGAGCCCCAGCGCCACAGAAGGGGGUGGGAGCGGGUCUGGUGGAGGGGGUGCACCAUUCAGCAUCGGGCGCUUUGCCACCCUCUCCCUGCAGGAGAGGAAGUCGGACAAAUCGGCCGCGGCGGAGAAGGAGCACAAGCGCUACCAUAGCCUGGGCAACAUCAGCAAGAGCAAUGACAAGAUCAACGUGGCAGCACCGCGGGGGGGCGGCAGCAGCCGGCUGGAUGCCGCCAAGGUGCUGGGCACCACGCUGUGCCCGCGCAUGACCGACGUGCCCCUGCUCGAGCCCCUCGUUUGCAAGAAGAUCGCCCACGAGCGGCUCACCGUGCUCAUGUUCAUGAGUGACUGCAUCAUCACCGCCUGCCAGGAGGGCUUCAUUUGCACCUGGGCCCGGCCUGGCAAAUCGAAUCUGACAGCACAGAAUGGGAGUUCUCCCAGUGGCACGGUGGUAUAGCCGGGGCAGAACUGCUUCCCCCCUCUUCACUCACCAAAGCCAGAUUUGGGGAUUCGGCCCGUUACUUCGGGGGACGCCCUUUUGCACCACGUCACCUCUCUUGCUCCAGGAAAGACGACAAAUAAAAACGGACUUCCACUCUUUCCCGUGAGCCUUGGAGAAGACCACCUCAUUUCCUGAAACGCUACAAAAUGAAAGCCACGACUGUUGUAUUUUAUUUAUUUUAAAUUAAG
Messenger RNA from Megalops cyprinoides (Indo-Pacific tarpon), 2407 nucleotides. Its product is annotated as WD repeat-containing protein 20-like. Lineage: Eukaryota; Metazoa; Chordata; Actinopteri; Elopiformes; Megalopidae. The transcript is spliced from 4 exons. Gene Ontology annotation, molecular function: protein binding. The record is from RefSeq and is a predicted model, not a curated record. Bases 216 to 2174 code for a protein of 652 amino acids.